Sclerotinia borealis F-4128 is the source of this 579-nucleotide messenger RNA. The record is from the annotation of a GenBank genome assembly. Lineage: Eukaryota; Fungi; Ascomycota; Leotiomycetes; Helotiales; Sclerotiniaceae.
AUGCCAAAAUUCUUCUGCGAUUACUGCGAUGUCUACCUCACUCACGACUCGAUGAGUGUGCGCAAAGCCCACAACACUGGACGUAACCAUCUGCGCAAUGUCGUCGAUUAUUAUCAACAAAUCGGUCACGAAAAAGCGCAAUCCGUAAUCGACUCCAUAACAUCCUCCUACGCCGCCGAAGGUCAAUCUUCCUCUAACCCUAUGCUCCACAACCCCGCAGCCGCAUCACCUUUCGCAGGCUUCCCACCAGCCCCCUUCACCGGAGGCGGCCCCCCAUCAUUUCCUCCAUCUGCUGGUCCAGGCGGUAUGCCUUUCCCUCCACCUGGCGCAAGAGGUUUCCCUAUGCCUCCAUUACCUGGACAACCUGGUGCGCCACCCAUGCCACCAUUCCCGGGUAUGCCCGGUGGAAUGCCCGGUGGAAUGCCUGGUGGGAUGCCGUUCCCUCCUCCAGGUGGCUUGCCGCCCAAUUUUCAAUUCCCAAUUCCUCCACCAGGAGGAUUUCCAGGCAUGCCGCCGCCGGGGAUCCAAGGAUUUCCGGGUAUGCCUCCGCCGGGGGGUAAUCAUGAUGACAGGAGAUAG